AUGGAUAGUAGCAACCGGGAUCAAACUACCAAUGAUGGUGAUGGAGUUGCAAGAGCACGAUUGAGGCUCCGUCUCCGGGUAGAGCUCCAGCGCCUGCGCACUUCUCUCGCUGAGCAUGAGGACGAAAGUAUCAGCUGCAGCAUCGACAUUCAUUUCGCCCAGGUCGUGACGAGGAUUCUUUGGACCUAUCUAGCAGAUAAUAGCGACGCAAUGGCGGCCGACCGGGCAAUUCUGAGGGCUCAUCUCGCCGAGACUAACAACGCAAUUGCCGCGGAACGGGCAACCAUCCGGCAUUUUGAGGACAUACUCAAUCGUCUCGAGCAAGACGAUGCCGAAGAGGCUCAUUAG
Penicillium soppii is the source of this 348-nucleotide messenger RNA. RefSeq lists its product as uncharacterized. The record is from RefSeq and is a predicted model, not a curated record. The transcript has a single exon. Lineage: Eukaryota; Fungi; Ascomycota; Eurotiomycetes; Eurotiales; Aspergillaceae. The coding region runs from base 1 to 348 and encodes 115 amino acids.